UCUAAUACCGACAUCAUAUAAAUAUCUGCUUAUUUAUGGCCCUAUAUAUAUCUGUGUCUCAAAACCACAGAUAACACAUAAACUAAACUAAAAUAACCAAAUAUGGAGAAGAAAUUUGUUGGGCUUGUACUUUUGAUUGUUCUCGUUUUGCUUGCUUCUGAUAUGUGCAUGGUUGAAGUUGAGGCUGACACAUGCACUAAACCAAGCAAGUACUUCAAAGGUGUUUGUGGUGGUAACGGAGCCUGCAGGAAUGCCUGCAGUCGGGAGAGUUGGCCAAGUGGAAGGUGUGUUGGUCCUGGAGGCUUAAUUUUUCAAAAAUGCCAAUGUGAAAGGCCUUGCUAAGCGUUACAACUCCUGAUUCUACUACUAUCUACUAUAUGCAUUAAAAAUUACUCCAUCAUAUAUAUAUAUAUAUAUAUGAAGCAAUAUUUCAAGUGUUACUGUAUUAAGGAUAUUAAAGGUUAAAUAUGCGACACUUGUAGUUUAUAUUCAGCUGUUAUAACUUUUACUACUAAAUAAAAUGUUAUGUUUUUUGUUUUUUAGUAGUAA
This is a messenger RNA of Amaranthus tricolor (Joseph's coat), 549 nucleotides long. RefSeq names its product defensin-like protein AX2. Gene Ontology annotation, biological process: defense response. The coding region runs from base 103 to 342 and encodes 79 amino acids. The transcript has 2 exons. The record is from RefSeq and is a predicted model, not a curated record. NCBI's taxonomy places the organism in Eukaryota, Viridiplantae, Streptophyta, Magnoliopsida, Caryophyllales, Amaranthaceae.